This is a messenger RNA of Paramacrobiotus metropolitanus, 4124 nucleotides long. RefSeq names its product adenylate cyclase type 3-like. Gene Ontology annotation, biological process: cAMP biosynthetic process; intracellular signal transduction; adenylate cyclase-activating G protein-coupled receptor signaling pathway. The coding region runs from base 440 to 3787 and encodes 1115 amino acids. The transcript is spliced from 18 exons. Lineage: Eukaryota; Metazoa; Tardigrada; Eutardigrada; Parachela; Macrobiotidae. Gene Ontology annotation, molecular function: adenylate cyclase activity. The record is from RefSeq and is a predicted model, not a curated record.
UUUCCACUUUUGCAACAAGCAACUGACUGCCGCAUGCUGUCUGCUCGGUGCUCAUAUUCUGUUGGCGUGCGAUAAGCCGGCAAGGCACGCAAACGACUUGACGCUAUUUUUAUAACUUCUGACUUUCUCAAAACGUUGGAUGGCUGGAUAUUAUUCAGUUCUCGCGAUCGUGUGGUGCUGGCACGCUAGUGCAUCGUUGGCUCGUAACGUUCGCUUUACGGGUGCCAUCCGAAAACUGCCUUUCCAGUGAUUAUACGAUUCUGAUCAUGGGCUACUUUGUCCUCUGCGGAGAUUAACAGCCAGCUGCUGUCUAUUCGUGCCGGAUGAACUGCCGGGAAGCGAUCGGCCACAUCCGCAUCCGCUUGCGCAGCUGUAGCGCCUGGCCAGCAGCUGCAGUACACGCGCCAGCCUCAUUGUCACCCGCCGCCUCCGUAGAGAUAUGGCCAGUCCGUCUCCCUCGCCGGGACAGGAGCAGCUGCCGCUGGCUGGCCUGUCCACGGCCGCUCUGUCGGCGCUGGACGCCGAGCGGCCGAUGCUGCCGGAGAAGAAGCAUUCACUGUACGCUUAUGCCCAACAGGGCAUCAUCCACGAGGAGGAGCGACUGGAGCUGAAACGAAGCGGUCUGUACCGCUUGCUGCCAACCUGUCUGCGCGUUAAGUUCGCCGAGCGGCAGCAGGAGGCGCUAUACGAGGCCUACUAUACCAGCCAGAAGCAGGGCGACCUGGUGGCCUUCGUGGUGGCGGCGUUGUGCCUGCAGCUCUUCUGCGUCAUCCAGUACUCAACGCGCGGCCUGGACCUGCACCAUCGCCCGGCCGAACGCGCCGCCCUCGUCUUCCUCAUCCUGGCCUUUCUCUUCAACUGUGUGGUUGUGGCCGUCUACAAGCUGCAGAUCGUCAAGUUAAAGGAGCAGCGCCGCUUCAAGCAGCUUUUCCCGCUCCUGGUCUUCGCUGUGCAGUACACGCAGUUCUUUCUCGACCUGUUGACCACGCACCACCCCCUCCUCCUCAGCGAUGCCGUCUCUUUCCAGAUCCUCUUUGUCUACGUCACGAUGACGAUGUUGCCGCUGCGCCUCACCGUCUGCUCACUGCUGGCUCUCCUCUCCUCGUUGGCGCUGCUCAUUGUGCAGGGCGUAAAGGGCGUGGUCAGCUUCCAGGAGACGCCGUCACAGCUCCUACAAACCUCUCCCGAUCGUCAGUUGUGUGCCGCCGCAGUGUUGUAUUUUGGUUCUUGGAUACUGGGCAUGAUUGCGUCCUUCGUCUCUGAUAAAAAACAGCGUCGUGCUUUCCGGCAGGCACGUGUCACCAUUGCCAUGAAGCUGAUUAUGGAACAGCAAUCACAAGAACAGGAGCGACUGCUGUUAGCGGUUUUGCCGAAGCAUAUUGCCGGUGAAAUACGGACAGAUUUGGGGGCGAUGGUCCAUGGACAGUUCAAAAAAAUUUACCUGACUCGCUACGAAAACGUCAGUAUUCUUUUUGCCGACAUUGUGGGAUUCACCGCCCUGAGCUCCAACUGCACCGCCGCCGAGCUGGUGAAGCUGCUGAACAAGUUGAUCGCGCGCUUUGACAAAUUGUCAGAGAAAUACCACCAAUUACGUAUCAAAAUCCUCGGUGACUGCUGUAAGUUCUUGUACUACUGCAUCAGUGGCGCCCCGGAGCCCCGCAGUGACCACGCCGUGCUGUGCUGCCACAUGGGCCUGGCCAUGGUGGACGCCAUCCGGGCGGUGCGCGAGGAGACACAGUCCAGUGUCGACAUGCGCGUCGGCAUCCACACCGGAUCCGUGCUAGCCGGAGUCAUGGGACAAAAGCAGUACGCGUACGAUGUGUACAGCAAAGACACCAAACUGGCAAACGCCAUGGAAUCGGGUGGAAAACCAGGGCGCGUACACAUCUCGGCGACGACAAUGGCUUGCAUGAAGGGCGACGAAUUCGAAGUGGAGCCGGGCGACGGCGGAAGCCGCAACGAGGACAUCCGCAAAUCACACCUGGACACCUUCCUCAUCGUCAGGACGCUGAAAAUGUACCCGGAGGGAACGCUGGACGCCGACAAGGGCCGGCUGUCGGUGCAAAAUGAGCCGGCACUGUCGACGCGGCGGGCCAGUCAGCGGCCGCGCAACGGUCCCGGCCACGGUGUCAGCAGUGGCGAAGCGGACUUCGACAACCGCCUGCUGCAGGCGCUCAUUGAGCGCGAAGGCGCCACGCUGAAGAGCAAAGCCAACUAUGUGACGUUGUCUUUCAAUGACGCCAAGCUGGAGCAGGAGUACGCGGCUGUCCGCGAGAAGCUAGGCCCGGCUGUCAUAAGCGCCAACUUCUUCGUCCUUCUUGUCUCCUGUCUCGCGCACGGCAUUCUCUGGGAUAUGAGCCUUGGAACGGGUGUGGCGUACGGAUUGGCCUUGCUGAUCCUGCUCGGCAUCUCGGUAGUAUCUUGGGCAACCGUUAAGCGAAGGGUCUUCCCCUUGGGAGUAGUCAGGUUGGUGCAGUGGACGGAGGAGAUCCCUUCCAUCCGGUUAGCCUGGCUCCUGGCGGCGGUGCUGUGCGGCGUCGUGCCGGAGCUGGUGGACCGGGUGCGCUGCCAACGCGACGAAGAUAGGCCGUCCUGCGAGCCGCCGCUCUUCUACAUCCACUUGGUCACCUUCCUCCUGCUGGCCAUAACCGUCCUUAUGCAGAUCGGCCACCUGGCCAAGCUGCUCAUGAUGAGCGGCCUCGUCACGCUCCACUGCCUGCUGACGACGCUCGUGCAGCAGGAGGUAUUCGACGCCGUCGACCGGCGCACGCUCAGCGACGAGCAGUACAUGGCCUUCCUGACGAAGUAUGCCGCAUGCUGCAUACUGGUGAUCAUUCUCUGUGCCUUAUUCUGGGUUAAUCGCCACAUGGAAAUUACGUCGCGGUUGCUGUUCGUUUGGAAGAACGAGUCGGACGCGCAGAAAACGCAGGUCACCGAGUUGCGGCGCAAGAACGAGGAGCUGGUCUCCAACAUCCUGCCGCCGCACGUCGCCAAACACUUCCUCGGGCGCAACUUCACCGAGAACGACGACCCCUACAGCGAGCACCACUCGGGAGUGGGCGUGAUGUUCGCGUCUAUGCCCAAUUUCUCCGAUUUCUACACGGAGGAGGGUGUCAACAACCAGGGCCUAGAAUGUCUGCGCUUCCUCAACGAGGUCAUCAGCGACUACGACGAACUGCUGGACGACGCGCGCUUCGAAGGCGCCAUCACCAAGAUCAAGACCAUCGGGCCUACAUACAUGGUGGCUAGUGGUCUGACCAACGCGGAAGUCUACGACCAACUGGCGGGAACCAGCGACACGCACCGCUGGCGACACCUGCACUUGCUGGUCAAGUUCGCCCUGGCCAUGCAGGAAAAGCUCAAGCUAAUCAACGAGAAUUCCUUCAACCAGUUCUACCUCCGUAUCGGCAUAAACCACGGCCCCAUUUCCGCCGGGGUCAUCGGCGUCCGCAAGCCGCACUACGAUAUUUGGGGCAACACAGUGAACGUGGCCUCGCGAAUGGAGUCGACGGGACAGCCCAACUCCAUCCAGGUGACGGAGGAGACCAUGCUGCUACUCAAACAAUUCGGCUACCGCUUCGAGUCGCGCGGCCUGGUCUACGUCAAGGGCAAGGGCGAGCUGGCCACCUACUGCCUCCUGCCGCCCCCCGACGCCGCCGUCCCCGCCCCCGGGGGCGGGCCCGACGCCGACCAGCAGCAACUCAGCUCAAGCAACCCCCAGCACGCCAACGCCACCGGAAACAGCCACACCCAACCGCAGCAGUACCGCAACAGCGCCGCUCUCUGAUCUUCAAAACGCAAUUUUCUGUCACUUCUUUUUAUUGCCGACCAGAGUUUUUGUUGGGCGCGCAGUAGCGCACUGCACUGCGCGGGAGACGUUGCUCCACAUGAACGCUUUGAUCUCAGAUUGUUGUCAAGAAUAGUUUGAUAGACAUAGACAGAGACACUAAGUUGUUUGUAGUUUUCUGCCAGAGUAAUUCCCACUUUGUAAUUGCCAGUGCAUCAUUGGCCAGUGCUUUUCUUGUGCAUUUUGUUUGUUGUUCUUUUCUAGUCAGACCAGAUUGACUUGUCCGGUGAGCGUGUCCAAAGACUACGACAAUCAAAUAAAUUUUUACAGAUUUUUA